Messenger RNA from Hylaeus anthracinus, 1002 nucleotides. RefSeq names its product protein Mpv17 (gene Mpv17). The transcript is spliced from 5 exons. The record is from RefSeq and is a predicted model, not a curated record. NCBI's taxonomy places the organism in Eukaryota, Metazoa, Arthropoda, Insecta, Hymenoptera, Colletidae. Gene Ontology annotation, cellular component: membrane; cytoplasm. The coding region runs from base 225 to 782 and encodes 185 amino acids.
AAUAGACCAAUGACUAUAUAGUACACUAAUUUAUUAGGAAAGGAAAUAUCUACAAAAAUAAAAUAAAUCAAAUCUUUAUCUAUUUUGGAAAGCCGACUUUGAUAUCGAAUAUAUAUAAAACCACCAGUGUCGCAAUACAAGAUAUAGGUAUUCAGUCAACAAAUAUGGAUUUUAAUUUAUAAUUAAUGAGCUUGUCGUAAUACAAUAAUUGAGUCGGUGAUAUAAUGGCACUUUCAACGAACAUGUCGCAUAUUAUAAAAAUAUACCAAAGAUUAACAUCAAAAUAUCCAUUGAUUGUUCAAGCUACCCAAGCUGGUACAUUGAUGGCACUUGGUGAUCAGAUUGCUCAAAACUUAGUUGAGCAAAGAAAAAUUAAGGAUUUAGAUUUUGUAAGGACAGCCCAAUUUGGAAGUAUAGGUUUUUUUAUUGCUGGUCCCGUAACACGAACCUGGUAUGGAAUAUUAGAUAAAUAUAUUGGUUCUAAAGGAGGAGUUGUAGUAUUAAAAAAAGUAUGUUAUGAUCAAAUAUUUUUUGCACCUUCAUUUUUACUAGUUUUAUUAUCUGUAAUUGGUAUGUUUAAAGAAAAUAGUGCAGAAAAUGUUAAAACAAAAUUAAAAAACGAGUAUCCUGAUAUUUUAAAAAAUAAUUAUAAGGUUUGGCCUGCAGUACAAUUAUUUAACUUUUAUUUUAUACCUUUACAAUACCAGGUUUUAACAGUACAAUCAGUAGCUCUGUUGUGGAAUACUUACAUUUCAUAUAGGACAAGUUUAGGAAAUCAAUAGGUGUAUGAAAUAAUUACAGGUUUAAAAACAUUGAUGGUAUAUGUGUAACUUUUUUAAUACAAACAUUCUCUUAAGUGUUAUAUUCUAAAAGUUCUACACAGUAGAGUAAUACAAAAAUUGGUGUCUUUUAAAAAACAAAUGAUGAAAAUGAUCAUAAACAAUAUGAUCUUGCAAUAACAAUUGUAAUAUUAUAAAUAACGAAUAAAAGAACUAUCUCUUU